UCCGAAUCGGUAGAUUUGCAAGAUUUGCAAAUCGCAAUUUCGCAUUCGCUACUGAGUAAGUGAGUACUGACUAGCGACUACUCACUACUGACUGAGUAGUGACUGUUCCAUCUUCCAGAAUAAAAAAUAGUGGAGCUACCUAAGGUUUGUAGCAUUAGUUUAACAUGGCGCAUUGUUGGCUUUAAGUGACAGCUUGAGGGAGUGGUACUUGAUAUUGACAAACGACAUUGUGGUUAUUAAUACUUUUUCUCAUCUAAUUCAUGUUACCGGAUAACCAACACUGAAAAUGAGUGAGGUAAGCAUAGCUUCAGCUCGUGCUUCGGUUAUGGUGUAUGACGACACGAACAAACGUUGGAUUCCAAGUGGCUCAUCGUCCGGUCUUUCGAAGGUGCAUAUUUAUCACCACCAAAUCAAUAAUUCUUUCCGUGUCGUCGGAAGAAAGCUUCAAGACCACGAAGUCGUAAUCAAUUGUGCCCUCGUACGUGGGUUGAAGUACAAUCAAGCUACUCCUACUUUCCAUCAGUGGCGUGAUAGUAAACAAGUUUACGGCCUUAAUUUUAGUAGUAAAGAUGAUGCUGAUGCAUUUGCUGUUGCUAUGCUUCGCUCAUUGGAGACGAUGAACAGCAGUGUUCCUCGUUCUACACCUCCGCAAAUUCCUCAGGCUAUUUAUCAAGCACCCAACGGACCCGGAUUUGAAGAAGAAAAUACUUACAUAGUUCAGCAAGAAAGACGGUUAUCACAACAACAACAGCAAGGACUGAAUCAUUCUACCAGUAACCCUGCAAUGCAACCAAUGAAUACACAAUCUGUUGGCCAUCAGAGAAAUAAUUCUGCUCCAUUAGCUCCUCCUUUGCCUGCCGGUCCCCCAGCCCCUCCUCCUCCACCGCCGCCUGCCCCUGUGUUGCCGGGAGGUCCAGUUCCUCCUCCUGCACCCCCUCUUGCUCCACCGGUUCCAUCUAUGAUAUUGAAUAGCGCUCAACUUGCCCAGCCGACUGGUGGAUCAUCCCCAAUCGGUGCGGGCGGGCCACCGCCUCCACCACCUCCGCCACCUGGUCUUGGAAGAUCUUUGAGCAACGAUGGUGAUCCUGGAUCUCUCGCAAAUGCCCUCAAAAAUGCUAAGCUGAAGAGGAGCAACAAGCAGUCAGCAGAGAGCAGCAGCAGUAGCAGUAGUAGCAGCAGUAGUACAUACGGUACCAUAGGUCGAGGACAAACUGAACGUCCGGGUAUAGGCGGAAUAGGUUCCAUGAUGGAUGAAAUGGCGAAGACGCUUGCUAGACGCCGUGCUGCUGCUGAAAAUAAAGACGUGGCUCAACCGGAUGAUAUAACCGACAAAAAAAAUUUCGGAAACAGUAAAAUAAAUGGGAGUAGCAUAUUAUCUGUUCCUGGAAGUGGUGAUUCCCCUCAAGGAAAUAGGAAACGAAGUGGAUCUACCGGGGAAGAGUCUAAUGGCCGUAUAGGUAACGGUUCUGACGUCACGCUCGAUUUCGAUCUUCUUAAGCAAGAAUUGGUAUUGGAAAUCCGAAAAGAAAUGAAUAGAGUCAAACAGGAAAUUAUCGAAGUAAUUCGACAAGAAUUAGGUCGGCGAUAAAGAGUGCAGAGGAACCCACGAAAAGUUUUAAUUUUUUUCACCAGUUUUAUCAUUUCAUUUACUGUAUCUUGGCCCUCCCUUAAAAGAAUCGCGCAUAUUUAAUCCCAACACUGCUUAAUUCUUUCUACUCGUUUUUUAUGACGUUCCAUAACGUUCGUCGGAACUCUACCGACAAUUUCUUCUGAGUUGACUCCCUAGCUGACGUACUUUGAACAAGUUUGAAUUGAAUAGUCCAGCCGAUGUUGAAUGUCUUCUAGUGAUAACGUGAAAGUUUCAUUUCAUUUUGAUGGCGGAAUUUGAUUAACCCUAUUCUCCUAAUUAGUAAAACACAAAAGCCAUACUAUUUUGCUGUCGGUCAACUAUUCUGGCGUCGUUGCCCAGUCUGUUUUCUUUCUUUUUUUUUCCCCUUUUUUUUUUUUUUGCAUUGAAAGAUAUUUUCUGCCCUUGAAUGAAUAUGAACGAGGUUCCGCCAUAAGUGUGUUUUACAGCGUAACCCCUUCAAUCUCAACAUUUUUUUUACUGCAAUAUUGUUUUAUCCUUAAAACGUUUUCUUUGUGUCAAUUAAAGCUAUCAUGGCAAAGAAAACCUAAUUGGGCUGUUCCGUAUACCGAUUUAAAAGUUUCACCAACGAAAUAAAUUAUGUUAUACCCCUAAAUGAUCCUCCGUUGCUUUGCUAGUUUUCAACAUUUUGUUCUUCAAUUUUCAACGCCUUUGCCUCGAGAUCAUAAGUUGAUUAUGUUAUCGACUUCAGCACCUCAAAGAAUUCCAUUCGCGAUGUUUUUUGAAGACCAAAUUAUACCUUUUCAAGACGAUGAAACGUAUUAAUCACUUCAUUCCAACUUUUAUUUCGUUGGAAUUCUUCUUGUCGUUUUGUAAGCUUUAAAGUGUGCAUUGUCAUGAUACUGUAGUCUGUUGUGUAAAUCUCAAUUGAUUACUCAAUGACUUUGAGAGGUGAAUAAAAACAUGAUUUUCUGCCCUUCA
Messenger RNA from Daphnia magna, 2569 nucleotides. RefSeq names its product protein enabled (gene ena). The transcript is spliced from 9 exons. Gene Ontology annotation, molecular function: SH3 domain binding. The record is from RefSeq and is a predicted model, not a curated record. NCBI's taxonomy places the organism in Eukaryota, Metazoa, Arthropoda, Branchiopoda, Diplostraca, Daphniidae. The coding region runs from base 287 to 1588 and encodes 433 amino acids.